AUGUCCCCAUAUAAGUUGGUAUUUGGGAAGGCCUGUCACUUGCUAGUAGAACUUGAACAUAAGGCUUUGUGGGCACUGAAACAGCUGAACCUAGACAUUGAGGCUGCGGGCACAACGAGAAUCACUGAAUUGCAUGAGUUUGACGAGUUCCGACAUCUUGCUUUUGAAAGCACAAGGUUGUACAAGAAAAUAAUGAAGAAGUUGCAUAACCAGAACAUUGUUGAGCGAGAUUUCAAACCCGGAGACAUGGUAUUGCUCUAUAACUCAAGAUUACAGUUGUUCCCUAGUAAGCUUAAGUCACGAUGGUCUGGUCCAUUUCGAGUGGUUAAAGUAUUUCCUUCAGGGGCUGUAGAGAUUGCCUCAAAGAAAGACUCUCAUAGGUUUAGAGUCAAUGGGCAGAGGUUGAAGCUAUACAUAGGCAUUAAAGAACCAAAGGAAGUGUCAGAGAUCCACUUGACGGAACCUCAGAGGUCGAGCGAGCCUUAA
Molecule: messenger RNA, 486 nt
Organism: Nicotiana tabacum (common tobacco)
Lineage: Eukaryota; Viridiplantae; Streptophyta; Magnoliopsida; Solanales; Solanaceae
Source: RefSeq, a predicted model, not a curated record